Messenger RNA from Candidula unifasciata, 804 nucleotides. The record is from the annotation of a GenBank genome assembly. NCBI's taxonomy places the organism in Eukaryota, Metazoa, Mollusca, Gastropoda, Stylommatophora, Geomitridae.
CGGAAAGUAGCCUUUCUGGAGUCGUAUAUAGCAGGUGGAAACAUAGCAGCCCCUGGCAAGUGGCCCUGGGUGGUGUCUCUGGCAUACCUGGACAAGCCAAUCUGUACUGGUGUUUUAAUUGGAGCCAGAUGGGUUUUGACAGCAGCCCACUGUGUCAUGUUUGCUGUGGAUACUCUCCAUGAUUACAGCAAGGUCCCCUUCUACUACACCAUUAGGGCAGGAACAGUCAUCAUUCCUGGAAAUGGUUCCAGUUCUGGCACACACCAGUCACAGAAUGUUUCCAAGAUAUUUUUCCACCCAGAGAGGUCCAUUCUAGAGAACGGCGGUGUGGACUGGGACAUUGCUCUGCUGCUGCUGCAAGAUGACCUGGUCAUGUCAGACUUUGUUCAGCCCUUGUGUCUACCAUCCUACGCUCAGGUUUUUUCAUCAACAUCUUUAUGUUACCUGGCCGGCUGGGGAAUUCUUAGUUUUCGCCAAUACCUGAGAGCGAGCCAGCUGAGGGACACCAGAAUGCAGAUGUGGUCGGAAAGUCGAUGUAGCAGGAACACAGUGGUCGGUGAAAAGGCUGUCAACACAAACUCCACAAUCUGUGCUGGCUUUCUGUUUGGCACACCUACAGCAUGCCAGGGUGACAGCGGCGGACCACUCAUGUGCCUGGACCAAGUUUCAGGGCGUUAUCUACUGGCUGGUCUUGUCAGUCGGGGCAGUGGUCAGUGUGGCAUGUCACAACCACAUGCUCGUAGUAACCGAUUUGCUAGAGUAGCUAUGGCAGUCCCUUGGAUAGAUGAACUCUUGAAUAGAUAA